AUGGGCGGUGAGCUGCUGCGGCCCUUAGUUUCGGAUGCCAGUAGCACGGUCCGCCAAUGCGCCGUUGUGGCGGCAGCGAGGUUGGCCGAACACGACGAGGGAGUGGCGCGGCACCUGCUUAAUGGGGGCAUGGUCACCACCACACUUGAAAACCUUCAAAAAUACAACGUAUAUUACAAAAGAUCUGCUUUGUAUUUACUGAGAGCGAUUGCAAAACAUAAUGACGAACUUGCGUCUAUGAUUGUGCGGCUGGGCGCAUUGGAACAUAUAGUCACAUGUCUUGAGGACUUUGACACACAGGUGAAGGAGAAUGCUGCCUGGGCUUUAGGUUAUAUUGGAAAGCAUAACGAACAGUUAGCUGGCCAAGUUGUUGACGCUGGGACCCUACCUUUGCUAGUACUAGCAUUUCAAGAACCCGAAAUAAGUCUUAAGCAGAUCACGGCCGGCGCGCUUGUUGAUUUAGCACAACAUAAACCAGAGGCCGUAGUGGAUGCGGGUGCAAUAUGCCAUUUAGUGCGUGGUUUGGAUAACUCAGACCCUAAACUGAAGCGCAGCGCUUUAAGCGCUUUGAGCGCUGUGGCGAGCGCUCGUCCUGAGCUGGCCGAGGCUGUCGUGGCUGGUGGCGCGCUGCCCCCUGCAUUGCUGCACGCCGCACACAACUCAGCGCCGGUGCGUCGCGCCGCCGCGUGCCUACUGAGAGACAUUGUGAAACACUCCAUCGAUUUGGCGCAAUUGGUUGUGAAUACGGGUGGAUGCGGUCCACUGGUGGAGUUAUUGGCGGAGAGUCCUGGUGUAGCACGCGUGCCAGCGUCAAUGGCGCUCGGCUUCAUAGCAGGACAGUCGGAUCAGCUAGCGAUGGCGGUUAUCGAAUCUAAGGCAAUUCCACCCUUAGUUGAUAUCCUCCAAAAUGAUGAAGCUGAAGAAGCUGAAAUCUGUGCAGUUGCUUGGACAUUAGGUCACAUCGCUAAACAUUCUCCACAACAUAGUUUAGCUGUUGCAGUUGCUAAUGCUUUCCCAAAGUUGUUGCAGUUAUAUACAAAUCCUAAGUCUUCUGGAGAAGUUCGUGCACGAGCCUUAUGUUGCUUGAAACAAGCACUGCAAUGUUGUUUACAUAGACCAGCACUUGAACCACUACUUCAUGCAGCGCCAGCUUGUGUUUUAAAAUAUGUUUUGGCACAAUAUGCAAAGAUAUUACCAAAUGACGCAAGAGCUCGGAGAUUGUUCGUAUCAACUGGCGCACUAAAAAGGUUACAAGAAAUCGACACAGUCCCAGGCACUUCACUCAAAGAAUAUAUAAAUAUAAUAAAUAGUUGCUUCCCUGAAGAAAUAGUAAGGUAUUACACCCCCGGUUAUUCAGACUCAUUACUGGAUAGAGUAGAAGCUUAUACACCCCAGAUUCCAGAGUUGUUUACGGAUCGAGUGCCCAGUGAUUGUCAAAGUGAAGUGACUUUAGAAAAU
Messenger RNA from Iphiclides podalirius (scarce swallowtail), 1458 nucleotides. Lineage: Eukaryota; Metazoa; Arthropoda; Insecta; Lepidoptera; Papilionidae. The record is from the annotation of a GenBank genome assembly.